CCUCGUUUAUAUACUCCGUUUGUCCCCAGCGCCAACAUUCCACGAAGUGAACUUGAGUUGAGGUGUUGUGCAGCACGACCUAGGCUGUGCAAUAGAUAUAAUAAUUUAUUUUACUUAGGACUUAUUUAAUUAAAAACUAAUUCACAAUGUGCGACGAGGAGGUUGCCGCGUUGGUAGUAGACAAUGGAUCCGGUAUGUGCAAGGCCGGUUUUGCCGGAGACGACGCACCCCGUGCCGUCUUCCCGUCCAUCGUGGGCAGACCCCGCCACCAGGGCGUCAUGGUCGGCAUGGGUCAGAAGGACUCCUACGUAGGUGACGAGGCCCAGAGCAAGAGAGGUAUCCUCACCCUGAAGUACCCCAUCGAGCACGGUAUCGUCACCAACUGGGAUGACAUGGAGAAGAUCUGGCACCACACCUUUUACAAUGAACUCCGUGUCGCACCAGAGGAACACCCAGUGCUGCUCACAGAGGCGCCCCUCAACCCUAAGGCCAACAGAGAGAAGAUGACACAGAUCAUGUUCGAGACCUUCAACACACCCGCCAUGUACGUGGCCAUCCAGGCCGUGCUCUCCCUGUACGCCUCCGGUCGUACCACCGGUAUCGUGCUUGACUCCGGCGACGGCGUCUCCCACACCGUGCCCAUCUACGAGGGAUACGCCCUGCCUCACGCCAUCCUCCGUCUGGACUUGGCCGGUCGCGAUCUCACCGACUACCUGAUGAAGAUCCUCACCGAGCGCGGCUACUCCUUCACCACCACGGCCGAGAGAGAAAUCGUGCGCGACAUCAAGGAGAAGCUCUGCUACGUCGCCCUCGACUUCGAGCAGGAGAUGGCCACAGCCGCCUCCAGCAGCUCCCUCGAGAAGUCCUACGAACUUCCCGACGGUCAGGUCAUCACCAUCGGAAACGAGCGAUUCCGUUGUCCCGAGGCUCUCUUCCAGCCCUCGUUCCUGGGUAUGGAAGCUUGCGGCAUCCACGAGACCACCUACAACUCCAUCAUGAAGUGCGACGUGGACAUCCGUAAGGACUUGUACGCCAACACAGUAUUAUCCGGAGGUACCACCAUGUACCCGGGCAUCGCCGACCGUAUGCAGAAGGAGAUCACGGCCCUCGCACCCUCGACGAUGAAGAUCAAGAUUAUCGCCCCACCGGAGAGGAAAUACUCCGUAUGGAUCGGAGGCUCCAUCCUCGCGUCCCUCUCGACCUUCCAACAGAUGUGGAUCUCGAAGCAGGAGUACGACGAGUCUGGUCCCUCCAUCGUGCACAGGAAGUGCUUCUAAGCGCCCAGAAGGUGCGCCACUGCCGCCCCAGCAGCAGUCCGCGGCUCGGCCGGUCCCGCGGCCGGCUGCUCAACUCAGGCUUGUAAUAACCGUUAAUUUAAUUGUACGUAAGAUAUUAUAUGUAAUUAAUUAAAUGGUAAUAGAAACGGCAGAACGAAGCGCGGCGCCGCGGGCGCGCCUCUUCUGCCGGCAUCGGUACUGCAUUCGCCAAAGGAUCUGUUUUGUAAUCUCAUGAAUGAUGAUUGUAUGUGCUGAAACGAAUAAGACUACUUUCUUACUAGGUCAUUUAUAAAUUAUAAAAGAUGAAAAUACAAAAAAAAACUGAAAAAUUUGAA
This is a messenger RNA of Aricia agestis (brown argus), 1612 nucleotides long. RefSeq names its product actin-5C. The transcript has 3 exons. The record is from RefSeq and is a predicted model, not a curated record. The coding region runs from base 147 to 1277 and encodes 376 amino acids. Lineage: Eukaryota; Metazoa; Arthropoda; Insecta; Lepidoptera; Lycaenidae. Gene Ontology annotation, biological process: mitotic cytokinesis.